Messenger RNA from Musca domestica (house fly), 6010 nucleotides. RefSeq lists its product as uncharacterized. Gene Ontology annotation, biological process: signal transduction. The transcript has 15 exons. The coding region runs from base 35 to 5668 and encodes 1877 amino acids. Lineage: Eukaryota; Metazoa; Arthropoda; Insecta; Diptera; Muscidae. The record is from RefSeq and is a predicted model, not a curated record.
AGUGUUUAGAUGUGAAAUAAUUUGUCAGUGUUUGAUGAUAAAAAUGCCUAAAAAGAGUAUAUUAAUUUUAUUCAUAAUAUUAAAUUUAUUUAAGUUCGGAAGUGGAUUUAAUGUGAAUUUUUAUUAUAAAAAUGAUUUAAAAGAGGAGCCCUUUAACUCAAAUUUACACAAGAGAGAAUUAAAGAAAUUCUUGUUGCCAAUGGAUGAAGAUCCUCCAACAUGGACUGGAUUUAAGAAGGUGUCUACCAUACCAAUCCCCUUUCCCUUGGAUACAUGUAUAAUCCACACGGAUUCUGAGGAAAAAUAUAUUGCAGCACUACAUCGAAAUGAGAGAGGAUCGAGGCAGUUUACUGUGAUGAAAAUGUUGAACGAAUCAUAUGACCAAAUAGCCAGUACACCUCAACCUAAUGCAGUGUCAAUGGAUUGUGCUGAAUUCAAUGGUAAAGGUUAUGUUUCAAUUGUCCAGAAGAACAAAACAUCAAGUGUGCCAGGAACUGAAGAUAACUCGAUUAUAUAUGAAAUAACGGCUCAGCAUAUAAAGCCCAUUCAGAAUUUAUCAACACCAGAUUUAAGAAAAUCCGUACUUCACGUUGGCGAUAAUGGAUUUUAUCUUUUUCAUAUUACCAAUAAUGUAGAGACCUCCUGCCCCUAUUUCAAAUGGUCGGAGAAUAUGAAAUUCAAGAUCCAAGGCAAUACAUUUUGCCCUUACUAUACUCAAAACAUGAGACUAUUUACCAUAAACGAAGAGACCUACAUUGCACUAGCUGUCUAUGGCAAUCAAAAAAUUUUAAAAUUUUCCCAAACCUCUCAAAAAUUUGAAUUAUUUCAAGAAAUUCAAACACCUUCGUCAAUGGAUGUGGAGUAUUUUGAGACGCAGGAAGAGACAGAAGAUGCAAAGCAUUUUUUGAUUUUUGCCUCCAGUGGCAGGGAUAACUCAGGGGUGUAUGUUUUCAAUGAUCUUGAUCAAUUUAUACCCUUUCAGCAAUUGCCUAUAAGUAGGGUUAAGAAAAUCAAAGUGGUUCAGCUCCCAAAAUCAUUGUUUCUCUUGGCAUCCUACGGUGAAGAUGAUAUUCGGCUGUUUCAUUUUGAUCGUGGAAUGUUCCAUGAGUCAUCGAUGCACUUUACAGGCCAUAACUUUUAUGUACAUCAGGAGGAUGAACAUCCAUGUUUGUUAAUAAGCCACCGAUAUCGAAUUGAAGAUACAAUGGUAGUUUAUAAACCUGAAUUUAGAAAUAACCCAAAAAUUCAUAAAUUGAAACAGGACAUCAUGGAUUGGCUUGAAAGCGAAUCGAAGCGAGUUCAAACCAAUGAUAUUGAGGAAUUGACCAUCCAGGUUCAGAACAAACGUGGAAUAUUGGAAUCCUACGGAGCAAAACUGAAAAGAGACAUUAGCGCUGCCAAAAUCGACACGGUCUCUACAAAAAUGCUGGUAUACCCCAAUAGGAAAAUGUCCACCAACUAUUGGAAACCCCUAUCCUAUAUAAAUCAGGCUUUGGAUAUAUUGGAAAGAGAUAUUCUACAAAAACCACACGCAAAACGUCAUAGCAACAAUAAAGAUCAGGGACAAGAUCAAGCCGAUGAUUUGGAAUAUGAUACCUUAAACAUCAAGGAAUUGACUCUCAACAAUAGGCUGCAAGCAAAGAAGAUCAACCAAAUAGAUAUUGAAAAUCCAGAGUUCAAAGAAAUCCAUGCAAAGAAAAUAACCAUCUAUGAAAGCUUCAUGAAACCCCCCAUUGCGGAAGAGAGAUUUUCUGACGUUAGUUAUUUGGAAGACAAUGAGAUACUUAUGAUUAGAAAUCUUAAUAUUAAUGGCAAAUUGAAUGAAUAUACAUGGAAUGAUUUAUUAAAUGAUACCCUAAAACGUAUGCCAGAAGAGGAGGAACAAAUAAUUAAUGCAGCCAAUGUUAAAAUAAAAAAUUUAGAAACCCCUCGCAUUGUUGUCACGGGGAAUGUGGUAAAUCAACAACAUUUAAGUAGCCUAAUUCCCAUCGAUGGCGGGGAAUACACCAUCAAUCAGGACAUACAAUUUUCCCAACCGAUUCGUGCCAAGGCCGUUCAAAUCAAUGAGCGCCUGAAUAAUGUACGAGUUUUGCAAGGUAAACUGGAUGUUUUGCUGCGCAGAUCGAAUGAAACCCAAGUUAUUGAGGGUCCAAAAAGUAUGCGUAAUGUUAAAGUUAUGGAACCCAUAACAAUUGCGGGUCAAAUGUUGGGUAGACAUCUAGAAUCCAUAACACCCAAUAAGGCCAUCCACGAACCCUUGCAACUGCAGGGUGAUUUUAUGAUAAAUGGCGAUGUUGAUAUCAAUCGUUUGCUCAAAACAGGGGACAUUAUCGAUUUGCGUGAAAAGAUGUCCGUAAGGCAAACUCUGGAUCGAGGCAUUCGAAUGAAUAAGACUUUGGAAGAUAUUAAACUGAAAUUUCUGCAACCCAUUGUGGCGAAUAAUACGCUGGUGAGUUUUGUAAAUCGUAAUGAUUUACAACGGCUCGUCAAACUCAAUCAAGAUGAAAUACAAAUAAUAGAAGGUGCCAAACAAUUUGCCGGCUCAUUGGAAAUUAGCCGUGGCUUUAGUGAAUUUAAAAAUCUCAAUGGCAUUGAUAUGGAAAAAUUGGAGAAGAAUUCAUUUCUACGAAAUAAUAAUCAAACCAUUGGCGUGCCAAUGAAAGUUGGGAAAAUUCAAGCCAAGAGCAUCAAUAGCACUUCAAUUCUUAUCAACAACCGCAAUAUAACCGAAUACCUUACAAAAUCAACCAAUCAAACUAUUAACGGCAAUCUAAUUGUGGAUAAUCUUAAAGUGGAAACGCUGAAAGUGGACAAUCUUAAUACCAACAAUCGAAUAUUUCAACAAAACAUCGUUGAUAUAUACAGGCAAAAGUCACGUAGUGCCCCCAAUCAACAAGAGAUCUUUUCGAAACAUCAAAAAUUCCAUGGUUCGAUUUAUGUGAAAAAUUUAAUAUUAAACUCAACUAUCAAUGAACGUAAUAUACAAGAAAUCGAACGAAAUCUCUUGCAAUUGGAGGGCAAUAUAAAAUAUGUGGGCAAUUUCAAAUUUAAUUAUCCCAUGAAUGUCACGAAAUUAUCGUUCUAUGGCAAAAUUAAUGAUAUCAAAGCAGAGGAAUUAGGCAAAAGUUGGCUGCAAAAAUACGCCGCCGAACAACAGGUGUUUAUGGUGCCACAGACUUUUGGUACGGUGACAGCGGAAAAUGGUUUGCACAUUGGGGGGAAGUUGAAUGGUUUCUCGAUCAAUGAUCUCUAUACGAAAACGUAUUGGAUUAAUCGGGAUGAAUUUCUAAAUGAAAUGAUGUUUGAAAAUCCCAUUGAAAUGUCAUCUGGUUUAACCACACAAACUCUUAAUCAUUAUUAUGUUCCUGAAGAAUUUUUAUGCCGUAAUGAAGUACAAAGGGUACUACAUCCUCUCAUCAUUGAAGGAGAUCUGGAAGUGAUAGGAGAUCCCUUAAAUCUAACAAUCAUUAAAGGCAUUCACGUCCAGGCAUUACAUAAAUUUCUCCAAGAGGAUUAUACACAACAAUUGAUUGUAGAGAACGCCUAUUUAAAACAUGGACCACCUAUUUAUAAAACUCUAAAUUAUCAGAAUAUACCAACAAUUUUGGAUAACGUAUGGCUAGCCAAUGAAAAUGUGGUCUUACAGGAAAAUGUUGAAAUCGAUGAUGCCUAUUUUGAGGGCCUAUUGGAAUUUGAGGGUCCCAUGAACAACAUGGACUUGUCGUAUAUUAGUGAGAAUUACUUUAGUAAAACAAAGCCGCAACAGGUUGUCAGUCAAGUUGUUUUUGCGGAAACUGUAACUUUUGCCGAAGAUAUCCAAGCCGAUGAUAUUCAGCUAUUUGGACCCAUAAUCGAGAAAGAAAGUGGAACACAAUUGGACUUUAUGAAAUUUGUCGAAAAUACCUUAAAAUCAAACUAUGAUCAUCCUCCUCCAACCAUUACCGGGAAUUGGUCUAUUCUUGAAGCAGUUAUUGAUGGAAACCUCAAUCAAGUGUUAAUAAAUAAUUUAAAUUUAGUAGAUGAUGUCGUUCAUAAUGUCAACAACGAUGCGCCCUAUGUAAUUAGAGCUCCGAAAAUGAUGUUGAAAGGUGCCACCAUAGAUAAUCUGAUGGCCGAUCACACAAGUGUGCUUAAUAAAAUUCCACUUGGCAAGUGGAUCAAUGAUGCUGUUUAUCUUUAUGAAAAUUAUACGAUACAUGGCACCACAACAAUAUCAUCACUGAAUGUCUUUAAUGACAUACAAGUUAUAGGGACACUUAACAAUGUAACGUUUCAUGAAGAUCAUCUCUUUUUACAAGAUCGCAAACAAAUCUUACCGAAAAAUUUACGCAUAACCAGUCAUCUCAAAGAUGAGAAACGUUUCUUAACGAAUAAUAUUGAUAAUUUAUAUGUUGAUUUUAUUAAUUCCGAAUAUAUGCCGAAAUUAAUGGACAGUUUAAUUCCAUGGGCAUCGAAUACGGAAAUUUCAAGCCAUGUGGUGUUCAAGGAAACCGUAAAUGUGGAUAACUACUAUGGUCCCGACAAUUCUAUGCACAACACACGCUGGCAAAGAUCCCUAGAUGACAUCACCACAGAAUCCAGUGUGGAUGCUGAUUCGAAAAUAGAUCUAGAGAAUUUCAAAAGUUUACAGGGUUUUGAACGGUAUUUGCUCAAUAUAACAAAAGAUACGUCUUAUACCUUGGAUCAUUUUGAAAUUGCACAAACUUUCCCUACACAAUCUUCGAAAGUAAUGCAUUUCUAUUUUAAUGAUUCAUCGGAAGUGGUAGAUAUCUUGGCAUUAUUGGAUAACAGAACACACAAUAUAAAUUUUUAUGUAUGGCAGCCAGAUUCUAAGAAAUUCAUUCAAACUCGUGAUUUUGGAUGGCUACCACAGAAUCCAGUUCUGCUGAACAUUAUUCAAAAAAUGACCAAUCAUGUCAAUUUGCCUCUGGAAUUGACAAAAAUAAAAGAAUUUGUGUCCAAUAUUAAAACCAAUGUUGCGCAUACACAUCUGAAGAUAGAAUUCUGGAAUGAGACAUGCCUAUUUAUGUAUCCAAAGGCUCAAAGUUCUGCAAUGUUUAAAAUAAAUUGUGUGGAUUUAAAUGAGAGUAUGAUGAGUUCGGAGAUCAUGGGAAAAACAUCUAAUAAUAUAAGACAAAUAAUAAAUAUUGGCUACAAUUCCAUAGCGCUAAUCACAAAUAAUUCUCUGGAGAUUUGGAACAUGGAAUCGGAAAAGAUGAGAUUAACUCAGAAAUUGUUGAUAAAUCAUCCCAAACAAUUGGCAACGGGAUAUUUCCAAGACAAACGUUUUUUGGCAGUUGUGGCCCAUGCCACACCAACAUCGUUGAAUAAUGGUUUUAUAGAAAUUUAUAGAUCCAUUAAGGGUGGCGCUUUUAAAUUAUGGCAAACUUUAUCAUGUCCCCAUGCCAUCAAAAUCGAAUAUUCUCAUGUUAGUGCUAGUCACGAUUUCCUCUUGUACGCCAUCACAGAUUCAUUGGAGAAAUCUUUAAUUAUCUAUCAAUAUCAGGGUAAUAUUUUGGGUUUUCAAGAAAUCUUAGCUGAUACGAUUUUGCCCAAACACAUUAAAGAUAUUAGUCCACUUAAUUUGAAAUCUGUACAGGAAUAUAUGAUUGCUAUUGGUUAUAUUGAUAAAAUAAUUGUUGUUAAAACAGUUUUAAGUAAAAUGUAAUAUAUUGUAAUUUAUUUAAUUAUUAUAAAUUUGUAAAUAUACUGAACUGUACAUAUUUAUUCGAAAUAUAUUCUUGUUUGUGAGUAAGAGAAGCAAUUAGAUUUUCUAUAAUUUUCAGGCGCAUUACCCAAUAUAUUUAAAAAUUUGUUUUGUUUAUCAUCUCUAAACCUUGGAGUUAAAAUGUCCUUAAACAUGUUUGAGCUCAUUGAUCCCCAUAUUUACCAAGAUAAUCAGCAAAGAUAUGUCCUAUAUUACGUUAAGUGAUUAAUAAAUGCCGCCUUAAAAACUUAGACCAGGCUAAUUUCAUUUUCAGACUCCAGUUGCCGUGUCAGUCUUUAUGAA